Bombyx mandarina (wild silkworm) is the source of this 2520-nucleotide messenger RNA. RefSeq names its product Spindle assembly abnormal 6 (gene Sas-6). NCBI's taxonomy places the organism in Eukaryota, Metazoa, Arthropoda, Insecta, Lepidoptera, Bombycidae. The record is from RefSeq and is a predicted model, not a curated record.
UUUGAAUUGUAUGAAACCGACGACGAAUCAUAACAAUCUAAUUUAUUUUGAAAAGCCGGCUACGAAACGAGUUUCAUUAGUCUAAGGAAAUUCUUUAAAUUCACCUUUAAUCUAGAACUUAAUUGAUUAUUUUAGUGUAAGCCCCGGUCAUCAUUGUUGAAAUGAUCUCAAGAUUUGCCUUUUAAAAUGUAUCACAAAGGAAAAUAUUAUGUGACCUUUAAACGUGGAUGUGAAGAACUUAAGAAAGAUAUAACAUUAAUUGUGAAUAAAGUUUUUGAAAGUGACAGUUUGAGAAUAACUUUAUCAGACGAUGACGAUCCUAUGUUUUUAUGUGUUCUUAUAUUAACAAGGAUUGACUAUGAUGACUUGAAGAAACAACAAGGCUUACUUGUGGAUUUUGAUAAUUUUCCAGCACAACUUGUUAAACUGUUGCAGCAGUGUGCUAUAAAUAAUAUGUUCCUUAUAAUGCAGCAGACAAAUCCUCUACAGUAUUAUUUAGAAGUAGUAGAGCACAAUGAGUUCAAACGUCUUAUCCAUCUAUCCUUGAAGACUUGUCCAGCAACUGAUACAGAUAUUAAACAACACAUGGCUAGUACUAUCAAAAAUUUGAAAGAUUUGUUAUCUUCUUUGAAACUUGCUGCUGCAAGUAAUGAGUCAUCACUAAACACGAAAUGUGUAAGUUUAGAAAAUAGAAUCAAAGAAUUGAAUCUAACAUUAGCAAAAAUGCAAGAUGAUAAAAUAAGACAAGAAAUAGAAAUUCAAAAAACACUUGAACAAGAACGUGAGAAAAUUACUCAGGAGAGAACAAAUCUACAGAAAAAUAGCGAAAUGACAAUGAAAGCACAUCUGACUUCAUACCAAGAAACUUUGAAAAGAAAAGAGAAAGAACUUGAUGAAUUAAAUAUUCGAUGCAAGCAGUUGAAAGAUACUAUUUUUGAUUUAGAAAAGCAGUUAAGUGAAAGAAGUCAAAGAUUGAAUGUUUUGGAGAAAGAAGUCCAAAAGUCACAUAUUGAAGUGGCCACACUAAGAGCUAAUAGUACAGGCUUAGAGAGAGAUAUUCAAGAGAAAGAGAGGCAGUAUACCCAUCAAAGUUCUAGAUGUACAUUUUUGGAAAAGACAGCUAAGGAAAAUGCUGAUAGUAUAAAAGACUUGAAAAACACAAUUCAGAACCUUAAAAGGGAAAAAGCAUGCUUAGAAGAAAGAGUAGCAGUCAGUGAAUCUCAUAUUAACAAAAACAAUGAAAUAGUACAAUCAACGACGGAGCAACUCAUGAAAGCAAAUCAAAUCAUUUCUAAACAAAAUGCUGAUUUAAUAGAAUUAAAAGAAAAGCUAAUGUGUCGAACGGCUAUUGCACUGGAACAGGAGAAGGUAAUCGAGCGUAACUCCAAAGAGAUUGACGAACUCAAAUCUGAGUUAAACGAUAGUAAAAACAACCUAGAGCAGUUGCGCAGAGAACUGAAUGAUCUCAAUCAAAAGUACGAGUCCAGUGAGAAGACUUUAAAAGACAAGGAGGAAACUAUAAAAAAUAACAAUAUGGUGAUACAGUGGCUACACAAAAAGUUGGAGGGUUGCACGCCAGUAGACCUGCCUCAAAGCAAUGAUAACCACGGAACAAAGCCCUCAAGCAGCUCAAGUCCCUAUUUCACAGCUAAAAACAUCCGAAAUGAUUCGCUGCCCUACGUUUCUGAUGAUUCUAUAAAUUUUUACGCUACAUCCAAAUUGUCUGAUGUAGAAAAGAGUCCUGAAAUUCAAAGUACAACUUCGAAAACAGGAUUGGAUCCAAAAUACUUAAAGCCUGCAAGUAACAUCAACCAUGCUACGAAAGGUUCGAAAGCUACUUCCGCUGAAACACAAAGAGGUAAAGAAAAUACCAACAUCAAUUUGCCGAAGGUUGAUUACAGAGAAAAAAAGUCAUCAAGAAGCAAUACGUAUCGGUCAACACCAGUAUCGGCAUAUUUUCCAUGAUAUUAUUAUUUUAUAAACUAUCGUUAAUGAAACGAGGUUUCGACCCGUCUAAUUUCAAAUGGUUACCGCAGCCCAUAGACACAAUGUAGCCUAUCUUGAGACGUAAGGUCGAAAAUCUUGUUGUUGUAAUAAUUAUUAAUCUACAAUCAGAAUGUAGGAAUGUUUUGCAAAAUUUUUGUAACUAAGCAACACUAAAUUAAUAAAAAUUGUAUUAACAUUAAUUAAAUGAAUUUGCAUAAUUAUAUAAUGUUAUGUUAUUCUGGUAUAAGAUGUGCAAUAAAUUAUUUAAAUCUUAUUUUUUUUAUUUCUAUACACUUAUGGUAGUGAAGCUUAAACAUUGUACUUUCUAGCUAUUACACAGCAUCGCUUAAUCUUAUCUGUUUCAAUGAAAUCACGUAAGCUCUGAAAUAAAUUACUAUAUAGUAAAAUUUUCAAGACGUGUACUUUAGUUUUGGCAAAAUAUUUUGGUAGUCUGGACAAAAUGGAAAUGAAAAUUGUUCAGGACAAAGUACUCCUUAAUUUGUUAAAAUUUAGAUCACUAUAAAUCUUCUUAUA